UAUAAUUUUUGCACUUACGAUCCCAUCUACUUAUUAUGUAGAUUAUAAAAUAGCAGGCUUGCAUAAAAGCAUAACAUGAUGUACCAAACUUGUUAGUCAAACAAAAAAAAAAAAUAUCCAAGAAGCUUUGAAGAACCAUGGCGAUGUCUCAUGUCCAGCCUGUGCUUUUCUUCCUCGCAUCACUCUUCUUCUUACUGGCUUUGUGCAGCGCCAACGAUUUUGAAUAUUGCACCAAAAAUGGACAUGAUUAUGGUGUCGUCUCUUGGAUCGAGGUCUUUCGGGUUGGGCCUCAGGAAAACCCAACCCUCACUAUAAAUGUAUUUGGUACUGCGACGAAAGAAAUAUCCGCGGGAACCCUUGUAUAUGUAGCCUAUAGAUCUGGGGAUUUUACAGGCCUUUUAAAAACUUACGACCUAUGUGAUGUGAGUUUGGCAUGUAACAUUGAUUCUGAGAUUGAAGCUGGCGACGUGUUUGACUUCAGUCUUAAAGACGUUCUUUAUGUUGGUUUUGAUGAGGGAAUCAAGUAUUCCGUAUCUUUGCGUCAAAAAACCGCAGAGGAGGAGGAUCCAAUAAUAAAAAUGUGUAUCGACUUCAAAGUACCUGCCUCAGCUUCUGCAUUUGUCUCUAUUUAGUCACGUUGGCUGAUGAAAAGAUGUUUCCAACUCUUUCAUUAUAUGACUCUUUCUCGCUUGCAUUUUUCCUUUUUUAUGUGUUGUCCAACAAAUAAAUCAAAUCCUUGAACCGAUAUCGCUAUAGAUAUUGCUUUGUUGUAAUUUUGGCCUGAUUAAUAUGAACCAACAUGCCUUUCCUUGAAUUUUCUGGUUGAUAUUGAUCAAAAAUAAAGUUUUUUACAGAGGAAAUGUUUUACGAGUAGCGGAUACGCAUAAUAAAACGCAG
Arabidopsis thaliana (thale cress) is the source of this 897-nucleotide messenger RNA. RefSeq names its product MD-2-related lipid recognition domain-containing protein. The record is from RefSeq and is marked reviewed. Lineage: Eukaryota; Viridiplantae; Streptophyta; Magnoliopsida; Brassicales; Brassicaceae. The transcript is spliced from 4 exons. Gene Ontology annotation, biological process: intracellular sterol transport. The coding region runs from base 138 to 632 and encodes 164 amino acids.